AUGGCAGCAUUUAGAUUCGAGAGAGUAGCGAUGUUGCUAUGGUUCGACAUCAUCGCUUUAUAUGCGAUAUGGAUGUUGAUGCCAUACUUGAGCUCCGUUUGGGAUGUGAGUAUAAGCCGAGCCGCUGCAAUCGUCAACAUCUUCUGGAGUUUCGUCUUGCUAUCUCCAUUCUUCAUCGCUAUCUUAAUCGACACGGUCAUGUGCUACUAUUGGUCAGUCAUCGUCUCAACCGUUUCUCUUAGUGCCGGAUUAGGAUUUUUAGCAAUGUCAACUCCACCAGUCCUAGCACACAUUUCGGGAAACUGCAGCGAAUACAGCGCAGAAUGCAUCGGGCAAGGCCAACGGGUACUUCUCUACAUGUCUUUGCCUUUGAUAGCUUUUGGGAUGGCUGGGCAUUUUGAUUCUUUGUACGAAUUCAUGAGAGAGCAGUUCAGGAAAGGAGAAGCAAUAAUAGACGACCGAAUUAGUAUGGAGUUUGAUGGGCUAGUGUUACGUUUCUCUGGUUUAUCUUCUUCAGUGUUCACUUUGAUUGCGGUGUUAGGACUACCCUACAUUAAGCCCUGGUCUCUUCGGUUCGGGAUUCCAGCUAUAUGCAGUCUUGUGGCCGCUGUCCUGUUUUUCAGCGCCGCGUCUACUUUCAAGUUUAUCGGGCGGCCAAUUGGAGGAGUAAGCCCUUUUAUGACCUUCUUUAAAGUGCUUUUCGCCGCGUUUUCCAAGUUGUUCUACACAAUCCCUACCGAUGCUUGGGAAUUAUACGAGAUCCAAGAUAAUUCACAACUUCACUUUGUUCCCCAUUCCAGAAGCCUCAGGUGGUUGGACAAGGCUGCGAUUGUAAUACCGAAACCUAUACCGGAACAGACGUGGAGACUUUGCAGGGUGACACAAGUGGAAGAGGCUAAAGCAAUCACACGCAUGAUUCCCGUAUGGAUGACUUUCGUCUUAUGCGGUGUUGUUUCAUCGAUGCCAUACACCUUCUUCAUGGAGCAGUUGGACCACAUGAACCCCAAAAUCGUGGGAGUCAAGGUUCCGAUUCUAGUCCUCAUCUGGUUCCAAUCAAAAGUCAUACAACAUUGUACGCUAGUCUGUAUUAGAAUCCAACCAAAUCUCUUCGUAUCAAGGGUGAGAAUGUCCGGUUUUGUCGGGAUUGUGAUAUCCAUGAUAGUCGCGAUUCUUUGCUGCAUAACUUGUGCUAAGGUGGAGAGUCAAAGGCUUGACCAUGUCCGAAAGCAAGUGGGGUCCCUUAGCAUGUUUAUGUUGCUCCCACAGAUGAUUUUGUUAGGGGUGUUUCGCUUUAUUUUCGACGUUAGUGUUUUAUGCCUCUUCAGUGUCAAAGAUUCCGAUGUGGUGAUGGACAGGUACUUGCCGAUUUUCAUCUCCUGCGUGUUGGGUGUCGGGUGUCUAGCCAAUAGUGUGUUGGUGUUUGUUGUGGGGAAGAUUAGUGAAAGGGGAGGCAAAAUGAAUUGGUUUCAACAUGAUUUGGAUCAAAGUAGGCUUGAUAAGUACUAUUACACAUUGGCUUGGCUCAUGGCGGUUAAUCUUGUCGCGUUUAUAGUUGUGGCUGCACUGCAUCGUUUUAAUGAAUGGAAGUUGGAAGAUGAACAAGCGGCUGCGCAAUCCGGUCAGCCGUACGUUAGCAGUAAUCAAGAAUGUUGUUUCUGCUGCUGCUGCUAG
This is a messenger RNA of Erythranthe guttata (spotted monkey flower), 1671 nucleotides long. The record is from RefSeq and is a predicted model, not a curated record. Lineage: Eukaryota; Viridiplantae; Streptophyta; Magnoliopsida; Lamiales; Phrymaceae.